Molecule: messenger RNA, 1380 nt
Organism: Anopheles moucheti
Lineage: Eukaryota; Metazoa; Arthropoda; Insecta; Diptera; Culicidae
Product: protein HGH1 homolog
Exons: 4
Coding region: 86-1267 (393 amino acids)
Source: RefSeq, a predicted model, not a curated record
UCAAGUGAAAUUUAAAUAAAUUUAUUCCACAACCUGUCAUCCGAAUAGGCCAACUGAAUGCCACUUGCGUCAAAACAAACCGCGCAUGUGCUCCAUCAAAACAAAUCAAAAUUUCAAGGACAAUUUGCAAUCGUCCGACCGGUUUUCAUUUUACCGCAACUUUACUGUCCUUUUUUUCUUGAUUUGCUACACAAUGGAAGCACUAGACGAAAUAGUUCCUUUUUUAUCAAAAAGUGCACGUCUCGAUCUAAGGGUUGUGUCGCUCUCACACGUGCUAGGUCUCACUGGCACAGUGGAUGGCGUUAAACUGCUGGUUAAAAAUGAAACACUGCUGAACAAUCUGCUUGAUUUAACAACGGACGAAACCGUCGCGAAGGAUGCCGUUCUGUGUCUCGUUAACAUCACGGCAGAAGAGACCGGUGCUGCUGUGGUAGUAGAUAAGCUCUCCGAACGAUUGGUACCCAUGGCGUACGAAGCGGUACUGGAUGAAGGCUGCAAACUAAGCGAUGCCUGGUGCAUGGUGCUGUGCAAUAUCACCCGUCCCGAGCAUCUCGUCGAGCGGGUCUUGAACCGUUUGCUAGCGAUAGAGUUUGCCUUGGAAAAGCUAACCACGUGCUUCACGCGCAUUAACUACAACAAGCAAAAGUGCCAUCUCAAUUACCUCGGUCCAUUGUUUAGCAACGUGUCGCAGAGUAAGGCGGGUCGCGAUGUGUUCUGUAAUCAGGUGACGGGGCUGCUGAGACGGUUGCUGCCCUUCGUUCACCACGAGGGUAGCAUUGUGCGUCGGGGUGGUGCUGUCGGUUUGCUUAAAAAUGUCUGCUUCGAUUCCUCCGUGCACGAAUGGCUGCUGAGCGAGGAAAUGAACGUGCUGCCGUUCAUCUUGUUGCCGCUCGCCGGACCGGAGGAGCUGGACGAUGAGACGAACGAUAAGUUGCCGGUGGAUUUGCAAUACCUUGGUCCGGAUAAGACGCGCGAGGAAGAUCCAGAUGUGCGCAAGAUGCUGGUAGAAUCAUUAGCGCAGCUGUGUGCGACGCGCAACGGAAGAUUGUAUUUGCGCGAGCACGGUACGUACGAGAUUUUGCGCGAGUUGCACAAAUUUGAAUGCCGCCCGGAGGGAGAUAAGUCUGUACUGAACGCCGUAGAGAACGUUGUGGAUAUAUUGAUAAGAACGGAAGAAGAAAUCGGGGAGGAUAACCUAAAGCAGCUGGAAAUUCCGGACGAUGUGAAAGCUAAAAUUGAAAGCCUGAGUGAAGAGGUUGAAAAAUAGAAACCAGCACAUCCGCAUUCCGCAUUGGCCACCAGUGUGUUUAUUGUCUCCGUUUUAGACGCACCAUAUGUCCGUUGGUAAUCUUCAUCGUAAGAGCCAUUUUUGUGGAUAAA